AUGGAGUCCAGCGUGCCCGAUAGCGGUGCUUCGCCUCGCACUUUUGCAAUUCAGCAUCAAAGGCCUAGGACCAGCUUUGUAGGCUGCUCGCGAAUUACCGAUUACGAUCUUCUCGGCAAGCUUGGCGAGGGCACAUUUGGUGAAGUGCAUCGCGCAAAAUCGAAGAAGACUGGCGCUCAAGUCGCUCUCAAGAAGAUCAUUAUGCACCACGAGAAGGAUGGGUUCCCUAUUACGGCACUGCGAGAAAUCAAGCUUCUCAAGCUGUUGUCACACAAGAAUAUCUUGCAGCUAGUGGACAUGGCCGUCGAGCAUCCUCAAAGAGCCAGUAAGUCGCUGCUCAGUCAUUCGUCUCGACACCAGCAAUUCCUGACCCGAAUUGUUACAGGCGACAAGCGCAAGAGGCCAAUCAUGUACAUGGCCACACCCUAUAUGGACCAUGACCUGUCUGGUCUCCUCGACAACCCAUCCGUUCACUUUACUGAGCCCCAGAUCAAGUGCUACCUGUUGCAGCUUCUGGAAGGAUUGCGAUACCUGCACGACAACCACAUCUUACAUCGAGACAUGAAAGCCGCCAACCUUCUUAUCAACAAUAAGGGCAUCCUCCAGAUUGCUGAUUUCGGUCUUGCCCGUCACUACGAAGGGCCCACACCCAAGUUAGGACAUGGCGCUGGCGAAGGAAAGAGAGAAUAUACCGGCCUCGUCGUCACUAGGUGGUACAGACCCCCAGAGUUGUUACUUCACUUAAAAAAGUAUACAACCGCAAUCGAUGUCUGGGGCGUUGGCUGUGUCUUUGGUGAGAUGCUGAUAGGUAAGCCCAUAUUGGCUGGCGACAGCGACAGCCAUCAACUCGAAAUCAUCUGGGAUCUGAUGGGGUCGCCUACUCCUGAGAACAUGCCCUUAUUCAACACUCUCCCUGGCGCUGAAGCAGUUUCGCCACGUUCCCGACCCGGCAGCAUCUCCACCAAGUUCAGAGAAUACGGUUCAGGUGCCAUUUCCCUUCUCAAAGAGCUGCUCAAACUCGAUUGGCGCACUCGCACCAACGCUGCAGAUGCCCUCAACCAUCCCUACUUCAAGAUGGCUCCAUUGCCGGCCAAUCCAGGCGACCUCCCCAGCUUUGAGGACAGCCACGAAUUGGAUAGGCGCAAGUUCCAUGAUCGCAAGGCCGCUCUUCCACCAGCACCCAAGGGCGGAACAGUAGGCAUAGGGCCGGACGCCCAUGGGGCAAAUGCUGGAUUUAACAAUGCAGAUGCCUACAGUAAUCGCAACGGUGUGAAUGGAAACCGCCACCCCAACGCUCCUCCGGCCCACCGAAACGGUGAAGAGCGACGGCCUGCUUGGCAGCGAGAACGUGGUUUGCCGCCCAGACCACCACCCCCUGAGUACGCCAACGGCGGUCCAAUGGACCGUGACGGUUACCGUGACAGAGAUCGAGAUAGACGACCUAGAAGUCGAGGAGGGAGAGGGCCGGAUGUUGAUACAUACAUUCCGAGCUACGGCAGGGAUGAUGGUGCAAGACACAGGGAUGACCGGCCUCCGCGUGACCGUCGACGCAAUAGCAGAGAUGAACGAUGGCACGACCGUGACUGGGACCGUCGAACCCGAAGCCGCAGCCGGUCCCCCAUCAGAGAACGGGAGCGUGAUCGGGACAUGUACCGUAGAUAG
Molecule: messenger RNA, 1662 nt
Organism: Colletotrichum truncatum
Lineage: Eukaryota; Fungi; Ascomycota; Sordariomycetes; Glomerellales; Glomerellaceae
Product: Serine/threonine-protein kinase BUR1
Biological process (GO): positive regulation of transcription elongation by RNA polymerase II; protein phosphorylation
Cellular component (GO): cyclin/CDK positive transcription elongation factor complex; nucleus
Molecular function (GO): ATP binding; RNA polymerase II CTD heptapeptide repeat kinase activity; cyclin binding
Source: RefSeq, a predicted model, not a curated record